CCUCACAGCGGCCGGGAGGCGCACCAGACCGAGUGGAAACAGCAGAGUGCAGACGUCGCCAGUCAUGUCAUUUAAGGCAGAAGUAUGCAGUUUCCAUUGAUGAAGAAUUGGAAACAGCCUUCGGCUCACAAGUUAGGAUGAAGUAUAGCAUGAAGUGCGAGAAAAUCAAAAAGGACGGCCAGCCAUUGAUUGAUGAGGAGAGUUUCGCUUCCGAAGACUCCGCCAAGCUAUUCGAAAACCAGCUUUGUCCUAACACCGCUUACCAGGAGAGGAAGAUAAAAUGUGGCUGACCACUGGGGAGGCUUCAUGGCUGUCGGCCGAGGACGUGGCUGCACGGCUGCGGGUCGACCUCAGGACCGGCCUUUGGGGACUGGAGCCCGAUCUGCGCAGACACAUUGCCGGCGUCAAUGAGUUCUCAGUCAAAGAGGAAGACCCCCUAUGGAAAAAGUACAUUGAACAGUUUCAAAAUCCUCUCAUCCUGCUCCUUCUUGCCUCGGCAUUUGUCAGCGUCUGCAUGAAACAGUUUGACGACGCAGUCAGCAUCACCGUCGCCAUUAUAAUCGUCGUGACCGUGGCGUUCAUCCAGGAGUACAGGUCGGAAAAAUCGCUGGAAGAGUUGAACAAACUGGUGCCGCCUUCAUGUCACUGUGUGAGAGGAGGUGUUCUCGAGUCGUUUUUGGCCAAGGAACUCGUUCCAGGUGAUAUCGUCCAUCUAAACAUAGGUGAUAGAGUUCCAGCAGAUUUAAGACUUUUUGAGGCUAUUGACUUGGCCAUAGAUGAGAGCAGUUUUACAGGCGAGACUGAGGCGGCGGUGAAAAACACUGCCCCGGUGCUUAAGUUGAAUGGUCAUACGUCCAUGACGAACAUCGCUUUUAUGGGCACGCUCGUCCGAUGCGGAAACGGAAAGGGAAUUGUGGUGAAUACUGGAGAAAAGUCUGAAUUCGGCGAGGUGUUCAAAAUGAUGCAGUCAGAAGAAGCGCCAAAGACGCCUUUGCAGAAAUCGAUGGACAAACUUGGCACGCAGCUCUCGCUUUACUCGUUCGGCAUCAUCGGCCUGAUAAUGGUGCUCGGUUGGCUACAAGGCCGUCCGAUUCUUGAGAUGUUCAACAUCGGCGUCAGCUUGGCUGUCGCAGCGAUCCCAGAAGGCCUGCCUAUUGUUGUGACAGUCACCCUCGCCCUCGGAGUCAUGAGGAUGGCUAAACGAAACGCAAUAGUCAAGAAACUCCCCACUGUGGAAACUUUAGGAUGCGUGAGUGUGAUAUGCUCUGAUAAAACUGGCACGCUGACUAAAAAUGAAAUGACUGUGACAAUCAUAGUCACUUCGGAAAAUUACGUAGCCGAAGUCACCGGUGCUGGUUACAACGAUAACGGUGAGGUUAUUAUUCGCGACUUUGAUGGCAGUCUAGACACCGCAAAAUUUUCAAUCUACAGAUUACUCGAGGCCGGUGUUUUGUGCAAUAACGCUGUGAUAAUCGGUGAAACUCUUCUUGGACAGCCGACCGAGGGUGCUAUACUCGCAGCUGCUAUGAAACAUGGAAUGUAUGGCAUAUCAGAUAAAUACGUUCGUCUUCAAGAAUAUCCGUUUAGUUCGGAGCAUAAGAUGAUGGCUGUGAAAUGCGUCCCUGUAGAAGGGGCCAGGAAGGAGAUAUACUUUGUGAAAGGAGCGCCCGAAUUGAUAAUCCAGCAGUGCAGCAAGGUUCUCAGAAAGGAUUACGUCUGCUCCUUGACCCCUGCAUAUGCGCAAGAGUUGCUCAACGUCGCCCACGAGGUAGAGAGGAAAGGCCUGAGGGUGAUUAGUAUGGCCAGGGGCGAUUCGUUGCAGGACCUCGUGUACCUCGGCAUUGUCGGGAUCUGUGAUCCGCCGAGGCCUAAUGUGACUGAAACGAUAAACACUUUGAAGCAGGCAGGUGUAAAGGUGAAAAUAGUCACAGGGGAUGCGCAAGAAACAGCACUCUCAGUUGCGCAAAUGAUAGGAUUGGAUACUGUCCACCAUCAGUCUUUAUCUGGCGAUGAAAUUGAUGCGAUGGGCGAAUGCCAACUUGACCAGGUGAUCAACAACGUCUCAGUGUUUUACAGAGUCACCCCGCGCCACAAAGUCAUGAUCGUCAAGGCGUUCCAAAGAGCUGGAAUCGUCGUCGGCAUGACGGGUGAUGGCGUCAAUGAUGGUGUCGCCCUUAAGAAGGCAGACAUCGGCAUCGCCAUGGGUAAAAAUGGCACUGAUGUCUGUAAAGAAGCAGCUGACAUGAUACUUGUUGAUGAUGACUUCAACACCAUAGUUGCGGCGAUUGAAGAGGGAAAAGGGAUAUAUUACAACAUCAGGAACUUUGUGAGGUUCCAGCUUAGUACGAGCAUCGCCGCUUUGUCUUUGAUCGCAUUGGCGACCCUGUUCAGAAUACCCAACCCUCUGAAUGCUAUGCAGAUUCUAUGGAUAAACAUAAUCAUGGACGGGCCACCGGCGCAGAGUCUCGGAGUCGAACCCGUUGACAAAGACGUCAUCAAACAAGGCCCUAGGAACGUCAAACAGCCCAUGAUCACAAAGCACUUGAUUGUCAAUGUAUUACUCUCAGCUUGCAUAAUCAUUCUUGGAACCCUCUGGGUCUUCAAAAGAGAGAUGAGCGACAACAAGAUCACGCCAAGGGAUACAACUAUGACAUUCACUUGCUUUGUAUUUUUCGACAUGUUCAACGCCUUGAGCUGUAGAUCACAGACGAAAUCAAUUUUUCAAAUUGGAUUAUUUAAAAACAGAAUGUUCCUUCUGGCGGUAUUGUUCUCAGUCGUUGGUCAACUCCUCGUCAUAUAUUUCAAGCCUCUUCAAACCAUAUUUCAGACUGAAGCGCUUACACUAUAUGAUCUUGUAUUUCUUAUCUGCCUCACGUCGUCCGUAUUCAUUGUCUCCGAGAUAAAGAAGUUCGUUGAACGGCUCAUCGAGUCGAGUGGCAAGUCGCCCCAUCUGAACAUCGAGUUCGUAUGACAUGCGAAACCCCCCAGGGGUAAAGCGAGAGUAGACUAAAAACAACAGAGAAAAAAAUAACGAAAAGAAAAAGAGAGAGAAUGAAAUCGUGAGGGUCACCUCCGCGAUCCCCCAUUUUGUUUUCCUUCUUUUCUUUUUACGUGACGUGAGCGCGAAUUGGAGCACCGGAAAACGGAAGGCGUCCAUGAUACGAAGGUCUUCAUCCGUGUAUAACCCAACGCAAACUGCAUCAUUUUAUAAUUUUUCUCUUCUUUUUUUUUUAUACAUAUAUAAUUUAUUUUUGUACAUUGUCUUCUGCCUGUU
Messenger RNA from Cimex lectularius (bed bug), 3274 nucleotides. It is a transcript of the gene SPoCk, whose product is annotated as calcium-transporting ATPase type 2C member 1. NCBI's taxonomy places the organism in Eukaryota, Metazoa, Arthropoda, Insecta, Hemiptera, Cimicidae. Gene Ontology annotation, biological process: intracellular calcium ion homeostasis; calcium ion transmembrane transport; manganese ion transport. The transcript is spliced from 17 exons. Gene Ontology annotation, cellular component: plasma membrane; Golgi membrane; endoplasmic reticulum. The record is from RefSeq and is a predicted model, not a curated record. Gene Ontology annotation, molecular function: ATP binding; P-type calcium transporter activity; ATP hydrolysis activity. Bases 281 to 2971 code for a protein of 896 amino acids.